This is a messenger RNA of Charadrius vociferus (killdeer), 1729 nucleotides long. RefSeq names its product adaptor-related protein complex 3, mu 2 subunit (gene AP3M2). Bases 1 to 1341 code for a protein of 446 amino acids. Gene Ontology annotation, cellular component: clathrin adaptor complex; cytoplasmic vesicle. NCBI's taxonomy places the organism in Eukaryota, Metazoa, Chordata, Aves, Charadriiformes, Charadriidae. The transcript is spliced from 9 exons. The record is from RefSeq and is a predicted model, not a curated record. Gene Ontology annotation, biological process: intracellular protein transport; endocytosis.
AUGUCACCGCUCCAAAGCUGCGCCCGCCGUCCCGGAGCGGCGUCGGCAGCGCGGACUCGGCAGCGGGCCGUCGCCUUCCUUCCGCGCGGCGAAGGCUGUACGCUUAGACAGCCGUUGGUUGGGAUAGAAAGGGCUUCUCUGUCGCUGUUCUUGUGUUUGCGGUGGUUCCCAGCAGAGCAGCGAACGCGGUGUGUGUGUGGUGGCGCUGCGGAGAACGUGCCGCCGGUCAUCCCCACGCCGCACCACUACCUCCUCAGCGUCUACCGCCACAAGAUCUUCUUCGUGGCCGUUAUCCAGAGCGAGGUGCCGCCCCUCUUCGUCAUCGAGUUCCUGCACCGCGUGGUGGACACCUUCCAGGAUUACUUUGGUGUCUGUUCAGAGGUGAUGAUCAAGGACAAUGUUGUGGUGGUUUACGAGGUGUUGGAGGAGAUGCUGGACAAUGGCUUUCCAUUGGCAACAGAGUCUAAUAUUCUUAAGGAACUGAUAAAACCUCCAACUAUCCUGCGAACAGUUGUCAACACCAUCACAGGAAGCACUAAUGUGGGUGACCAGCUUCCUACUGGACAGCUAUCAGUGGUGCCUUGGAGACGUACUGGUGUAAAAUAUACCAACAAUGAGGCGUAUUUUGAUGUGAUUGAGGAGAUAGAUGCAAUCAUUGACAAAUCAGGUUCCACGAUUACUGCUGAAAUCCAGGGGGUGAUUGAUGCUUGUGUCAAGCUGACUGGGAUGCCAGACCUUACCCUCUCCUUUAUGAACCCUCGGUUAUUGGAUGAUGUCAGCUUUCAUCCGUGCGUGCGUUUUAAGCGCUGGGAGUCAGAGAGAAUACUCUCCUUCAUUCCACCUGAUGGAAAUUUUCGCUUGCUGUCCUACCAUGUCAGUGCUCAGAAUCUUGUGGCAAUUCCUGUCUACAUUAAACACAACAUCAGUUUCCGAGAUAGCAGCUCACUGGGACGUUUUGAGAUCACAGUGGGGCCGAAGCAGACUAUGGGGAAGACUGUAGAGGGGGUGAUGGUCACCAGCCAGAUGCCAAAAGGUGUCUUAAACAUGACUCUUACACCCUCUCAGGGAACACAUAUCUUUGAUCCAGUUACAAAGCUGUUGUCAUGGGAUGUGGGAAAAAUAAACCCCCAGAAGCUGCCAAGCCUGAAGGGGAGUGUGAGCUUGCAAGCUGGGACAUCAAAACCAGAUGAAAACCCCACCAUUAACUUGCAGUUUAAGAUUCAGCAGCUGGCUAUAUCUGGACUGAAGGUGAAUCGCUUGGACAUGUAUGGGGAGAAGUACAAGCCCUUCAAGGGGAUAAAAUACAUGACUAAGGCUGGCAAGUUCCAAGUCCGAACCUAGAGGAUUCCAAUAGUGAGGAAGAGCACUUUCCUGUUUCUCCUUUCCCUGGCUGUUGGAUGCAGCCUCUUACCCCAUCUAUAUGUUUAGGGUUGCUCCCUUGCCUGUAGUAGCAUGAGCAGGAGAGCCAGUGCUUCGGGUGCUGGGGACCAGGGAGAAGUAAGGUUGACCUGAAACCAUCUCAUCCCUAGCUGAAUCUGAAGUAUUUGGAACAAUGGCAGAUGGGAGAGGUGUUCAGGUCCCUUGGGAUUAGUGAGUCAGCUAUGUAAGCUUGUAUCGCCUUCAUUUUGCUCUUUUAAAGGAAAUUCUAGGGAUUUUUGCCUUUUGUAACUCCUCUUCCUUACAUUUUGGUUGGCUUUUUUCCCUUUGAGGAUGAUACAAAAUUGAAUUU